CGUAUAAAGGCAGCGGGCGCGGGCGAGGCGGGCAGAGCGCGGCGCUGCCCUCCGCCCGCCGCCGGCCCCAUGCAGCCCGCCAUGAUGAUGUUCUCCAGCAAGUACUGGGCGCGCCGGGGCUUCUCGCUGGACUCGGCCCUGCCGGAGGAGCGCCCCGCCGCCGGCAGCCUCACCCUAAACAGAUCAAGUUCUGGGAAAAAUGAGGAGAAGAAAGGGAAUAAGGGAAAUGGGAGAAGUGAAUCUGCAUCUGAAGGUGGAAAGACAGCUGUGGUGUUUUCCUUGAAGAAUGAAGUUGGUGGAUUGGUGAAAGCUCUCAGACUCUUCCAGGAAAAACACGUGAGUAUGGUUCAUAUUGAAUCACGAAAAUCAAAGAGAAGGAAUUCAGAGGUGGAAAUUUUUGUGGACUGUGACUGCAGUAAGAAAGAAUUUAAUGAACUGAUCCAGUUGCUCAAGUUUCAAACUAAUAUAGUAUCUCUCAAUCCACCGGAAAACAUUUGGACUGAUGAAGAAGAUCUUGAUUGUGUCCCUUGGUUCCCCAGGAAGAUCUCUGAGUUAGACAAAUGCUCUCAGAGAGUUUUGAUGUAUGGAUCUGAGCUUGAUGCUGAUCACCCGGGAUUUAAAGACAAUGUCUAUCGACAGAGAAGAAAGUACUUUGUGGAUGUUGCCAUGAGCUAUAAAUAUGGUCAGCCCAUUCCAAGAGUGGAGUACACAGCUGAAGAAGUUAAAACUUGGGGGGUGGUAUUUAGGGAACUCAGUAAACUCUAUCCCACCCAUGCUUGUCGUGAAUAUUUAAAAAACUUUCCUCUGCUGAGCAAGUACUGUGGAUACAGAGAAGAUAAUGUGCCUCAGCUGGAAGAUGUUUCUAUUUUUCUUAAAGAAAGGUCUGGCUUCACAGUGAGACCAGUUGCUGGAUACCUGUCUCCCCGUGACUUUUUAGCUGGCUUAGCAUACAGAGUCUUCCACUGUACUCAGUACAUACGGCACAGCUCAGAUCCCCUCUACACACCGGAACCGGAUACAUGCCAUGAACUCUUGGGACAUGUGCCUCUACUUGCUGAUCCCAAAUUUGCACAGUUUUCACAAGAGAUAGGACUUGCUUCACUGGGAGCAUCUGAUGAAGAUGUUCAGAAAUUAGCCACUUGCUAUUUCUUUACGAUCGAAUUUGGCCUUUGCAAGCAAGAAGGACAACUGCGUGCUUACGGGGCAGGACUUCUGUCUUCUAUUGGAGAGUUAAAGCAUGCUCUCUCUGACAAGGCGAAUGUGAAAACAUUCGAUCCAAAGACAACCUGUUUGCAAGAAUGCCUUAUUACUACUUUCCAGGAAGUUUACUUUGUUUCAGAGAGUUUUGAGGAGGCCAAAGAAAAGAUGAGGGACUUCGCCAAAUCAAUCAAUCGUCCCUUCUCUGUGUAUUUCAAUCCAUAUACACAAAGUAUUGAGAUUCUGAAGGAUACCAGGAGUAUAGAAAAUGUUGUCCAGGACCUCCGCAGUGAUCUAAACACUGUAUGUGAUGCUUUAAGUAAAAUGAACAGAUAUUUAGGGAUUUGAUAUGUUUGGCACUGUGAUUUGCUGUCAGUUGCUCUUUCUGUCACCACUUACAUGAGAUGGCUAAUUUAUCAGAGCCAUCAGUUUUCCCUUUACAGCUUGGCCUGUGGCUUGCAUCAUUGUGUAGCUCUGUCUAACUGUAAUGUGCAGACAAACCAAGGCGAUGCUAAUUUGUAAAUGAAACAUGGAAUGUGGCAGAAUAUAAUAAUCAAUUCUUCAGCACAAUGUCAUGUACAAGUAUACCAUUAAAAUUUU
This is a messenger RNA of Vidua chalybeata, 1797 nucleotides long. RefSeq names its product tryptophan hydroxylase 2 (gene TPH2). Gene Ontology annotation, biological process: aromatic amino acid metabolic process; serotonin biosynthetic process. Bases 70 to 1545 code for a protein of 491 amino acids. Gene Ontology annotation, cellular component: neuron projection. NCBI's taxonomy places the organism in Eukaryota, Metazoa, Chordata, Aves, Passeriformes, Viduidae. The transcript has 11 exons. The record is from RefSeq and is a predicted model, not a curated record. Gene Ontology annotation, molecular function: tryptophan 5-monooxygenase activity; iron ion binding.